AUGAGUAAGAGCGGGUUUGGGAGCAACGAUAGCUUUUCUGGUGGUGACGGGGCUAACGGGGCUAACAGGGCUAGUGGCAGUGAUGAGCAAGCUGGAGGUCAGGACCUGGGUCUUUCUCUGACCACAUUGAGCAGGCCUGGCAUUCACAGCAUUGUGCCUUGCUGCAUCAGCCAGUUGUUUACUGCCCUUGAGGUUGACAAUGUGUUUAAGAUCAGGGGGUUUGCGGUUCACCGGGUCUCCAUCGUUGGGAUGAUCAUGGAGGCCAAGAAAGCUUCACGGUACAUGAUGUACAAGAUCGAUGACAUGACCGCAAAGGCCAUCGAGGCCAGACAGCCCCUGUCUCGAGAGAAAGUCAGGCAAUGUGUGAUUCCCCUGCCAGUUGGCGUAUAUGCCAAAGUGCUUGGCGUCCUCCAGUCCUGUGAGGGAACCCGAUGGCUUGGGAUUCUGAGCAUCCGUGUCCUGGAGGAUAUGAAUGAGCUGUCCACACACACUUUGGAGGUUGUCAAUGCCCACAUGAUGCUGGAUCAAAGCCGUGAAGGCGUGACCACAGGAAAGCCCCUCUUGGAAGAGGCCCGAGCCCGAGCUGCAGCCGCCAGGGUUGCUAAGGCGUCUAGCCUUAAUUUCAUCCACAUGGAGGUGCUGCGUCUGAUUCGAGAAUGUCCUCACAAGGAAGGGAAGGCUAUCAUGGAGCUGCGAAGAGACCUCCAUGCACUUACUGAGGAAGUUGUUACUCAAGCCAUUGAGCAUCUGAUUAUGACAGAGUGCAUCUCUGCCACCAUGGAUCACCAAUACCUUAAAAUUGCUACCUGAGAGGAAGAACUGACUCUGUGGUGUCUGAAGAUGUUCUGUUCUGCUCUGCAUA
This is a messenger RNA of Phodopus roborovskii (desert hamster), 862 nucleotides long. RefSeq names its product replication protein A4 (gene Rpa4). The record is from RefSeq and is a predicted model, not a curated record. Bases 1 to 810 code for a protein of 269 amino acids. Gene Ontology annotation, cellular component: site of double-strand break; chromosome, telomeric region; DNA replication factor A complex. Gene Ontology annotation, biological process: nucleotide-excision repair; double-strand break repair via homologous recombination; DNA replication. The transcript has a single exon. NCBI's taxonomy places the organism in Eukaryota, Metazoa, Chordata, Mammalia, Rodentia, Cricetidae.